UCUCUAAAUGUCAAAAGUCGGCCGACGGCGACGUGUUUUUGUGGUGGGGAAUAUUUACGUGAAAAUGUAUGAAGGUGAUGUGGAACGCAAUCAGUAUACACUUUCUAAUCGUGGUGAUCGGUCUCGAUAAGAUAUAGUUCUUUUGCCGCGCAUCAAAAAAUGUCGUUCGAAAAUCUUAAGGAUUAUGUGAGUGCCCAUGGUCAAGAACACCUUAUCAAGUAUUGGCCGGAACUUAAUGAUAAUGAGCGGGAACAGUUGGCGGGAGAGAUCCGGAAGUUAGAUCUGGCGGAAAUGAAUGAAACUUUCCACAGAGCGAACGAAACUCCAAAAGUAAUAUUGGAAAAAUUAGAUGACGAAUUAAAACCUAUUCCACAAACACACUAUGAAGCUGUUCCCAGCUUAACUGAGGAAAAAAUUAUGGAGUAUGAAAAUAUAGGUUUACAAGAGAUUUCUGAUGGAAAAGUUGGUGUAUUGCUUCUCGCGGGCGGGCAAGCUACAAGGCUUGGAUUUGGACACCCUAAAGGCAUGUAUGAUGUUGGUUUACCAUCACACAAAACCCUGUUUCAAAUCCAAGCAGAAAGAAUUCUUCGUGUGCAGCAAAUGGCAGAAGAAAAAACAGGCAAAUUUGGUAAUAUUACUUGGUAUAUUAUGACUUCUGAGCAUACAAAAGCUCCUACAGCGAAAUACUUCAAAGAUCAUUCCUUCUUUGGCUUAAAUGAAGGAAACAUAGUAUACUUUAAGCAGGGUACACUUCCCUGUUUUGAUUUUGAAGGAAAAAUUCUACUUGAUGAAAAACAUCAUAUUGCCUCUGCUCCAGAUGGAAAUGGAGGCCUUUACCAUGCAUUGAAAAGUCAAGGCAUUCUAGAAGAUAUCAAAAAGCGUGGUAUCCAGCACUUACAUGGUCACUCUGUAGAUAACAUUCUAAUUAAAGUGGCAGAUCCAGUAUUUAUUGGUUAUUGUAAGAGUAAAAAUGCUGAUUGUGCUGCUAAAGUUGUUCAGAAAUCUUCACCAAGUGAAGCAGUUGGUGUGGUAUGUAGAGUGAAUGGACAUUAUAAAGUGGUGGAAUACUCUGAGUUGACUGAUGAAGCUGCAAACAGACGAAACCAGGAUGGACGCCUAACAUUCUCUGCUGGAAACAUAUGCAACCAUUAUUUCUCAGCUGAUUUUCUUCUAAAAAUUUCAGACUUUGAACGGAAACUAAAGCUCCAUGUUGCAAAAAAGAAAAUACCAUAUGUUAAUGAUGGAAUAAAAAUAAAACCAACUGAACCAAACGGUAUUAAAAUGGAAAAGUUCAUAUUUGAUGUGUUUGAAUUUGCUGAGAAUUUCAUUUGCUUAGAAGUGGCUAGAGAUGUUGAAUUUUCAGCUUUGAAAAAUGCAGAUUCAGCAAAGAAAGAUUGCCCAUCAACUGCUCGGGAAGACUUAUUGACGCUUCACAGGAAAUAUAUCAGGGAAGCAGGUGGGAUUAUAACUGAUGAUAUUGACGUUGAAAUUUCUCCCCUACUUUCCUAUGGAGGAGAAAAUUUGAGGGAGUUUGUUGAAAAUGAAGUGUUCACAAUUUCACCAUUCCAUUUAAGCGGUAUUCAUGAAAGUAAUGGUUAUCGAAACGGCAAUCAUUAAUCAGAUUAUAAUCUGAUAAAUAUCAUUAUCAGUAUACACACUUGAAAAAUUAAUUAUAUUAAAACUCCUUUGAUUUUAUACAGAACAGGUUCAUAAUUCCUCAAAAUUUAAAAAGUUUGUUUAAAAACAUUUUAAUAUUAAUUCCAAUUGAAUCAGUCUAUAUGACUGAUUUACAAAAUCAUUGUAAUUGAAACGCCUUUAAAAAAUGUAAAUAUAAGUUCAGAAAAGCUUGCCUUAGCAUUUAGUAAACAAAAAUUUAGGCGGGAAAACUGCAUACUGCCAUUAAGAUAAUGUCAAUGUCAUUUACUAACAAGCAAUAAUGUUUUCUAUAAUUAAUGACCUACGAUUAUUAAUCUACAAUUCGUAGAAAUUACGAUUGGUUAAAGACUAGCCGAUCUUUAGUUUAUUCUACGUAUAUUAUACCGAAAGAUAUUUAUCUACCGUUCUAUUUAUGUUCUCUACAAUUUUUAUAGUAUUUAUAAUUAAUAUCUUUACCUGAAUCAUACGAGAAUCUAUAUACUAGACGAUUAAUACGGAAACUAUUCUUAGGGAUUCGUUUUAAGGGAUCGAUCCAACGAUGUUCACUUUUGUAAGUGUAUCAAUAAUUAGAAAAUUUAUUAAAAAGUUAUGGUAAAAAUACGGAUCCGUGUGCUAUGAAGUCAAAAAUACUGUGUUUAACAUAGGUUAUAUGAUUUUUUCUGUGCUAUUAAAUUUCUUCAAAAUUUCUAGUCAACGGUCAUAAUCACAAUGAAUUUAUUAUGUACAUAUGUAAUAUACGUUUUUAGUAUUUAUAGAAACGCUAGUAAUUUGUAUGGUAUAUAUUUGUUUAAUAUACCGGGAGUAAAAUAAAUAUAAUACUACCAUCACGAAUAAUAGUUCGUCAAUUGUUGAUUGGCAAAAAAUUUCAAAAUAUGUCAACAUUUUUCAGUCAUAAUAUAGCUCCACUAAUCAGACAAUAUAAACGGUAUUAGUUUCGUAGAAAAAAAUACUCGCAGAUUCAAUUUGUUAUCUAUUGCCAAAAAGAAAA
This is a messenger RNA of Pieris napi, 2644 nucleotides long. It is a transcript of the gene mmy, whose product is annotated as UDP-N-acetylhexosamine pyrophosphorylase. The transcript has a single exon. Bases 160 to 1617 code for a protein of 485 amino acids. Gene Ontology annotation, molecular function: UDP-N-acetylglucosamine diphosphorylase activity. Gene Ontology annotation, biological process: UDP-N-acetylglucosamine biosynthetic process. The record is from RefSeq and is a predicted model, not a curated record. Lineage: Eukaryota; Metazoa; Arthropoda; Insecta; Lepidoptera; Pieridae.